Molecule: messenger RNA, 2017 nt
Organism: Hemiscyllium ocellatum (epaulette shark)
Lineage: Eukaryota; Metazoa; Chordata; Chondrichthyes; Orectolobiformes; Hemiscylliidae
Gene: lamp2
Product: lysosomal-associated membrane protein 2
Exons: 9
Coding region: 102-1325 (407 amino acids)
Cellular component (GO): membrane
Source: RefSeq, a predicted model, not a curated record
AGUCACGUGCGGGUUAAGGUGGGGAGGCCGUCGGCGGUAUUGAGGAGUAACCUGUCUGGUCGUUGCUUUGCUGUUAGGCUACCCGUUUGUCGUUAGUCGCCAUGCCGCGGUUUGGAGCCUCUCAUCUCGUUGUGCUGCUUGUUGCCGCAAUUUCAGUUGCUCAAGCAGUCAAGAUUGAGGUCCAUGGCCAGGAUAACAAAACCUGUAUAUAUGCUGUAUUGUCUGUCAACUUUACUGUUCUUUAUGAAGGAAAUGGGACAAUGGAAAAUGCAACUUUCCAGUUGCCAGAUUCAUUAUCAUCCAAUGGAAGCACAUGUGGUGGUAACAAUUCAGCUCCCUUGUUGAACAUGGGCUUUGGGACUGGUCACUCCUUGAGCUUAAACUUCUCUCAUACUGACAGCAAAUUUAGUGGUGAUGUACUGACUUUCACUUAUAACACCAGUGAUGCAAAACUCUUUCCUGGAGCAAAAAACAAAAGUGUAAAACAUGUGGCUGUGAAUUCCCUAAUGGAAUCUGUACCCCUGAACACAAUCUACACAUGCAGAAGUGUUAAAGCUAUUGCAAGUGAAGCGGUUGUCAUGGUUUUUUGGCAUGUUGGCAUUCAAGCUUUUGUGGAGAAUGGAACAAUUAGCAAAAAUGAAUCCUUCUGUAAAGCAGAUGUAUCAACCACUGUCACACCAGUUACAACACAGACAACUUCCACUGUGACCCCCAUCCCAACUAAGCCACCUCCAGAUCUGCCAGCAGUGGGCAACUACACCGUUAAGAAUGGAAGUGAUCCUUGCCUCCUUGCUAAUAUGGGACUACAACUAAAUAUUACCAACACAGAAAAUCAGACACGUGUAAUUAAUAUAAAUUCCAAUUCUACUGCCAGUGGACGUUGUGGGGAUAAACAUUCCGUCCUCCUCCUAGAAGAUACAGAUGCAACUAUUCAGUUUCAUUUCUUUGUGGAACAAUCCAAAUUCUUCUUGAAGGAGGUGCAGGCUAAUGUAAGCUUGCUUGUAAAUGGUUCAACAACUACACUUAACAGCAGCAAUGGCAAUCUGAAGUUUUGGCAGGCAUUUGUUGGAAGUUCAUACAUCUGUCGCAAUGAACAGAGGCUAGUUGUGACUGACAAGUUGGCUAUUAAUACAUUUAAUGUGUGGCUCCAACCAUUUGAGGUUAAGAAUGGAACCUUUUCCAGAGCUGAAGAGUGUUCUCUGGAUGAUGACAGCAUCCUUAUCCCUAUUAUAGUUGGUGCUGCUCUGGCUGGCUUAAUUGUGAUUGUUGUGAUUGCUUAUGUGAUCGGUAGAAGAAGAAGCUAUGCUGGAUACCAAACACUCUAAUGAUUUUGAUUCUCCAAAUCUUAAGACAUGAUUUUUUGCUGUUUACUGUAGUAGGUGCAAGUCCUUGCCUCAAUUCCCACUUCAAUUGCACUAGAUUUUUGCUAAGUCUUGGGGCUAGUGAACUUGCAUCCAUGCUUGACACAUGAAAUGUUCAUGUAAUGCUGGCAGAUAAUCUUUCAUUGUGGCAUUUCUGCCAGGCAGUGUUCUGCAGAAGGUGACUUUUAAAUUGGUAAGCUUGUCUGUGAUCCGCAAAAUUAACUCUUGCUAAUUUGCCAGCACUACUACCAGCAUUUCCAACAAUAACUUGAUGAAUUUCAAAUCUGAAACUGAACAUAUUUACCAAGAUCUCCUGUAGCUUGUUUGGAUGUACUGUGGAAAUUGUACAAAUGUGAAUAGUUUGUGUAUAUGUUUGACCUGUUUCAUAAGGAAAAUGGGUGCCUUGGAAUGUAGAAAGAAUGUUCUCCAAUUUGCAUAAUGUACAUUCUAAUUGGCACAUGCAAAUAUUAUCUAAUGUUGACCACUGACUUUCUAAUUUGGAGAUCUGGAGUCCUUCACACUGCACUCUAGACACUGGAAGUUUUGAAUGUUGACUUUUAUCUUGGAAAUUUAUAGCUUUGACAAGUUUCUUUAUUCCUGUGCCUCAUUUGUAUGUAAAGUUUAACUUUGCUUUAUAAUAAAAAAUCUUCAUGUAA